AUGAGUUCCAGAUUUUUCAGAUUAGAUGCUGCCUACCAACAAUAUGAUUGGGGUAAAGUUGGUUCCUCUUCUGCCGUUGCCAGAUACGCACACCAUUCUAAUCCUUCCGUAAAAAUAGAAGAAGAUAAGCCAUACGCUGAAUUAUGGAUGGGUACUCAUAGUAAGGCGCCAUGUUAUAGGGCUGAUACGAGACAAUCUUUGAGUAAUGAAAUCGAAAAGGAUCCAGAGCACAUGUUAGGUAACGAUAUCAUCAAAAAGUUCCAUUCAAAGAAUGAAUUGCCCUUUUUAUUCAAGGUUUUGUCAAUUGAAAAGGUUUUAUCCAUCCAGGCUCAUCCCGAUAAAGCAUUGGCAAAAAUUUUACACGCUCAAGAUCCAAAGAAUUACCCUGAUGACAACCACAAGCCUGAGAUGGCUAUUGCAGUCACCGAUUUUGAAGGGUUCUGCGGUUUUAAGCCAUUGGCCGAAAUUGCUGAUGAAUUGCAACGCAUACCUGAAUUUAGAGAUGUAGUGGGUGAUGAUGUUGCAGCACACUUUAUCAGUAACAUCAAAAUAGAUGCCGUUACAGAUUCCAAGGAUGAUAUUGAGAAUAGAAAGCUUCUACAAAAUGUUUUUAGCAAGGUCAUGAAUGCUACUAAUGAACUUAUUUCUGAAAAGGCAGCCGCCUUGAUAAAAAGAGCUCAAACAUCUCCAAAUGACUUCCCUAAUGCAGCUCUUCCUGACCUAUUACUAAGAUUGGAGAAGCAGUUUCCUGGUGAUGUAGGUUUAUUCUGUGGUGGUCUUUUAUUAAAUCACUGUAAGCUUAAUGCCGGCGAAGGUAUCUUUUUGAAGGCAAAAGAUCCUCAUGCAUAUAUCAGUGGUGAUAUCAUGGAAUGUAUGGCUGCUUCAGAUAAUGUUGUUAGAGCUGGUUUCACUCCUAAAUUUAAAGAUGUCAAGAAUUUAGUUGAAAUGUUAACUUACUCUUAUGGGUCAGUUGAAGAUCAAAAAAUGAAAGCUGAAAAUUUUGCUAGAUCAUCCGGUGCUGGCGAAUCAGCCUUAUACAAUCCACCAAUCGAAGAGUUCGCUGUUUUGGAAACCACUUUCAAAACGUCUACAGGUAUAAGACGUUUUGAACCAUUACAAGGCCCUAGUAUUUUGAUUACUACCAAGGGUAAUGGUUACAUCACUGCAGAUGGUUUGAAAUUAAAAGUAGAACCAGGUUUUGUCUUUUUCAUUGGUCCAAAUGUUGCUGUUGAAAUAGAAACUGAUGACAACACUUUUACCACUUACAGGGCUUUCGUUGAGGCUUGA
Kazachstania africana CBS 2517 is the source of this 1287-nucleotide messenger RNA. It is a transcript of the gene PMI40, whose product is annotated as mannose-6-phosphate isomerase PMI40. Gene Ontology annotation, cellular component: cytosol. The record is from RefSeq and is a predicted model, not a curated record. The coding region runs from base 1 to 1287 and encodes 428 amino acids. Lineage: Eukaryota; Fungi; Ascomycota; Saccharomycetes; Saccharomycetales; Saccharomycetaceae. Gene Ontology annotation, molecular function: zinc ion binding; mannose-6-phosphate isomerase activity. The transcript has 2 exons. Gene Ontology annotation, biological process: carbohydrate metabolic process; GDP-mannose biosynthetic process.